AAAAUACAUAGGGUAAAUACCCAAAUAAUAAUAAAUGUUUUUUCUAUAUAUAUGAACCACUGAGCUUCAGCAUCAUAACUUCAUAAAAUUCCUCAUCUCAUUUUGAAACUUUUGUCCAAAAAGGGAACACGAUGAGCCAACACACGAACUUGUUCGUUCCUUCAUUUCAAACGGAUCAAGAUGAAGAAGUUCAAAGCAAGACCGAGACGCAGACGCUAAACGGUGGUGGUAGUAGUGUCUGGAGGUUCAAAGGAAACAACGCGGCCAAAGAAGCAGCAAGUGUUUCCAUAAAAAGUGUCCUUUCCAGGUUAUUCGACAGCUGCAGCAAAGACCUUAAAAAGACCAUUUUGCCCCUGGGUCACGGUGAUCCCUCUGUCUACCCUAGCUUCAAGACUUCCGUUGAUGCAGAGGAAGCCGUUGCUGAGUCCCUUCGAUCUGGCGUCGCCAACUCCUACGCCCCUGGGAUUGGUAUUUUACCGGCCAGGAGGGCGGUGGCAAAUUAUUUGAACCGGGACCUUCCGCAUAAGUUAAAACCGGACGAUAUAUUUAUGACGGUCGGGUGCUGCCAAGGGAUAGAGACCAUAAUUCAUGUUCUGUCCUGUCCCAAGUCGAAUAUCUUGCUCCCCAGUUUUGUCUAUCCUCUCUACUAUAGUCACGCUAUAUAUGGCCAAGUCGAGAUUCGCAAGUAUGAACUCCUCCCUGACCAGGACUGGGAGAUCGAUCUCCAAGGCAUUGAGGCAAUAGCAGAUGAUAAUACAAUCGCUAUGGUGAUAGCUAACCCUCACAACCCAUGUGGAAAUGUGUACACACAUCAUCAUCUAAAGAAGGUGGCUGAGAUGGCGAAGAAGCUAGGGAUAAUGGUUAUUUCUGAUGAAGUUUAUAGGCACACAAUAUAUGGAGAGAAUCCAUUUGUCCCCAUGGGGAUAUUCACAUCGAUUGUUCCCGUGGUUACACUCGGGUCCAUUUCCAAAGGGUGGCUCGUCCCUGGCUGGCGAAUAGGUUGGAUGGCCAUGAAUGACCCAAAUAAUGUUUUCAAAACCACAGGGGUCGUUGAAUCCAUCAAGGACCGGCUUAACAUAAGUCCAGAUCCAUCGACAAUUCUACAGUUUGCACUUCCAAAUAUCUUGGAGAAGACAAAGAAAGAUUUCUUUGAGGAGAAAAACUUGACAUUUAGGCAAAAUGUAGACAUGAUGUUCGAUGCUCUCAAGGAGAUUCCUUGUCUCGUUUGCCCAAAGAAAUCUGAGUCGUGUACUUACUUAGUGAUGAAGCUGGACCUAUCACUCUUGGGGGACAUCACAGACGAUGUUGAUUUCUGCAUGAAGCUGGCCCGAGAGGAGAAUCUCGUCCUUUUACCUGGAGAGGUAUUAGGCAAGAAGAAUUGGGUGAGAAUCUCGAUUGGAGUGGAGUUAUCAAUGCUAGAAGACGCUUUUGUGAGGCUCAAAAGCUUCUUCGCUCGCCAUGUCAAAUCACCAACCACUUAAUAAGAACUCAGCUUCAUUGUCGGAAACCUAAGACCCUAUCUUUCUACUGUUUUUGUAUUUCUCUAUUCACUAUUUUCUCGAUUAUGUUCAAAACUUUGUAUAAUUGUGUGUGUGCGUAUGUGUAAGCAGCUAUGCUUGUCUAGUUUGUCCGUUAGAAGGUUGUUACUUGUUUUAAUUAGUCAAGUCUUGUCAAAACAUGAUGGCGACGAGUUGUGAAUAAAUAAUAUUUGAUGAUAAAAC
Molecule: messenger RNA, 1721 nt
Organism: Eruca vesicaria subsp. sativa (arugula)
Lineage: Eukaryota; Viridiplantae; Streptophyta; Magnoliopsida; Brassicales; Brassicaceae
Source: the annotation of a GenBank genome assembly